ACAAUUUCUCAAGAAUGCCUUGAGGGAAAUGUAGCACAAAUGUUCACUGAUUAGAAUGCGGUGGUGAAAGGUCACUGUGCCCUACCGAAGCAUGUUUUGGCAAUACUGUAAGAAUUCACACUCUAAUUAUGACAAGGUCAACUUCACUGUGACAUAGUAAUAUUCUGCAUUUAUAAAACACAUUACUCAACAUCAUAUUUCAGGAACAGAAGGGGAGACAUUUGGUCAGAUGCUGAAUUGGUGACACUAAUCUUGGGUAUCCAAAAAACUAACAAACUUUGUAAAUAAAGCUGUCAGAUAAAUGCACUGAAUUAAACAGAACAAUAUUUCCCUCUAUUAUUGGAUGGAAGACGAGUUUAAAAUAGCACAAAAUGGAAAUACUCACACAUAAUGUACAAGUACCUUAAAACUGUGCUAAAAUACAGUGCUAGAAGAACAUACACAGAAGGGUUUAAUUUAUUUCUUAGGUGAUAUUCAGUCAGCUACACCUUCAGUGAAUCUCUCAUCACCAUGUUCUGUGAUACCAUCUCCUCUAGCUUUGCUAAAAUAUACUUUGAUGAAUUUGAUCAGCCUCCUUGUUUGUGAUUUUAUUUAUUCACUGUUACUUUAGGCGUCCCAGUGCUGCCUAAUUGUUUUAAAACACUUAAGUACCAUCAAUUUAAUUUAAAUCACUGCCUCCUCCUCAGUGUCGUGCAUUAAUUUGGCUUAAAAGGAUUAGCGUGGCAUCCAUCUUCUAAUUACACAGUUUUCAGCCUUCAACUUGAAGAUUAAAUUAGGACACAGCGGUCUCAGUGACACGAAGAAUACAUCACAGCGCUGGAGGAUAUUGAACAAAUUGACGGCUAAAUGAUGUUUGACAUAGAUGCAAAUAAAUGUGUUAAAUCAGAGAAGUAAGUGGGUAUUAUGUUUGGUGCGUUCACUCUGUCUUCUGCUUUAAAUGUGCAGGAGUUUUUUUUUUUCUUUUCUGCAUGAAUUUAGAUAAAGACAAGCCAGCCGCAAAAAGAAAUCUUGUAAAGACUUAAGAUAAGUGUAUUGCUUGUGGGCAAUAAAGUGGUGCUUUUAUAUUGGCUUUUGAUGAAUGAAAUGAUUGUGUUUACACUGAUAACACACUAUGGUAAUUGGAUAAUCACAGUAGGAGAGCUCGGCAAAAGUCUGCACGAACUUGCGUGCUGAUAAGUUUUAGUUUAGUUAAGAAAACCGUGCCAUGAACAGCAAUACACCGGCUGCAGGACGGUAAAUAAAUAAAUGAGCACCUAAUGGCUGAUGAUCCUCAGAGAGCGGCAGGAUCCCAGGAUACAAAAGGAGUGAAAAGGCCUAAGAAAGGGAGAAGGUGUUGGGGCGUGAUUUCACAGGCCUUUGCCAAUUGUCCACUCAGGGUGUCCGCAGCUCUAACUGCCAUUGCCUUUUGGGUAAUUGCCAUAGUUAGAAUGUAUCUGAUUUGAAGGCAGCGCCAGCAGCAGUUUGCCGUUAGCUGAGAUUUAUUGGUGAGAGGUCAAGAGCAACACCUGGUGCAGAAAGUUCACAGUCCUUGUCGAAGCAACAGAUGGAGCAAAGGAUGCAGGAAAGGAAGGAGGGACGGACGAAUGUGGCUGCAAAACCACACGGAGGUGACGAGCUGCUGAAGACCAGUGUGGUAGACGUAAAAGGCGUAUAACCACUUGGUUUUACUGGCAGUUUCCCAUGUUUAGUCGGCAUAUGGCUUCUCUGUGGUUUCCCGACAAGGCUGACCUCUUUGAGGCCUGUAGUUUGCUUGAGGUGAAACAAAACUUGUAAUUGCAGAGAGGGCGGAGAACGACCCUAUUAUCUUUUUUGAAAUGACAGCUAAUGAUGUGGUAAAUACACACAGAAUAAGAGUUAUUGGGUCAGUGUGUAGGAUUUAGUAGCAAUGAGGAUUGCAUAUGGCAAGCUGAAAAUUCUCCAGUGUGCCAAGUGUGAACUCCUGGUUAGGAUUGCAUCAGUGUUCAUUGCUCAGAAGGUUUUAACUGGGAGCCACAUUUUCCACAAAGGUUUCUUUCUCUCCAAAACAAAUGGGACAGGGGUCUCAAACAUUGCGUAUGCACAAAACGAGGCCUGAGAGAGGAAUUUUGGAGAUGGGAAAUAGGUGAUGCAGAUGGUGAGGUGGAAGCCUGAUUGUAGAAAUGGUUGAAUAUUUUUCAGUGCGUGCCACUUUUGGCUUUUGUCCCCAUGUAUAUUUUUAGUACGGAUCCUAAGCGUUAUUUUAUAAAUGAGACCCCAGGUAAUUAAAUCCGGUAAAAACACUGAAGUGCUUGGUUUGUCCGUUCUGGGAAAACAUAGUUGUCUCCAUAAAUAAGGACCCGCUUCCUAUAUACAUAUAAAUGGCUCAUUCUAAGGUACCAAAAACAUGCCGAUUCCUUUUUUCAGGUGACUGUACACUAAAGAAAACACACUUAUUACAUUACAUUUAUGCAAAUAUAUCCCCCUAGAGCCCACACACUGGACCUUUAAGCAGUUGCUUUAGAAACUGCAAGUGCAAAGUUAAUUUGCAGAACACUAUGCAUGACACACCGUGCCACGAUAUCUUUAAAAUACAGAGCAUUCAUUCAUCAGGUUUCCCCCGCUGUGUUCUUUACGGGUGGUUCAUUCCGUGGGUGGACUAUUUAGCUUCGGAAGAGCUCAACCAGAAAAAAUCUUGUUAAAUUUUGUUCAGCGAGUGAAAGAUUUGUGUACUCAGCUCAAUUUGACAGUCAUAAACCUCGCCCGUUCCUGUUAGGUCAAAACCCACAGCUGGAGGGACUCAGGCCUUCGCUGAGAACACACACACCUACACACAACCAUGAAAACAUCAGACACUAACUUGUCAUGUAACAUAACAGGGUGAACAAAGUUUAUUAAAACUUUUAUGUUAGUAAUAUUACAUGUACACCCUUUAUGUAGGUAGAAGAAAAUUCUAGUAAUACAUUUUAAAAUAUAAAAAACACCAUUCAGUUGAUUUCUUUAUAAACUUGUUCACUAUCAGCAGCAUUACAAGCAGCCAGUAAUAGUCAGGGACUUCAGGGGUUAAAUCUAAAGAAACGCGGCACAGAGGUGAUCAGCUCUGUCUGAGUAGACUUUGAGCCACGCUAAUCAGCCUGCAUAUGUAGACCAAAUACUAUGCAGCUCUGUAACCUCAUCCUCUUACAUAAGCCAAGAUGAAUAACUGUAACCCCUGAGAGAUAUGCCUGAUAACAGCGAGUCCCUGAGUACAUUCUCACUGCAUACCCCAAAAAGAGUCAGAAUUUAAAACAAAUGUCAGGUCGAGGAUCAGAGAGAAUUAAUAUUUUACUUUUUCUUGCAAGAACACACCAACUUGCAUUUCUUCGAGAAGCUAGAUUCCCCAUAAAAAAUGCUUUUGAACUUGUAAAUUCUAAAUUUUGAGCAGUUUAGGUGAAUGAUCAACAAAAGUGAUGACAGUAGUGUCCUGUUUAUUGUCAUUCAGGAACAAACUGUUAACAUCUGAGGUGGAUCUUUAACACAUGCUCUGCUGUGUCAUGCCUGGGGUGACCUGACCAUGACUGUUCUUUUCUACCUGUUACACAACUCUUAACCUCUGUCCAAUUUUCAUACUCAUUUAAGUGCUUGUGUGUGUGUGUGUGUGUGUGUCUGUGUGUGUGCGUGUGUGCGUGCGCGUGUGUACACAUUGCAUAAGUUAAACUGGGUAAGCACCAUUCUGCUCUUAUUUACACAUAGAGGAACAACAGCAACAACUACGGCAAAGAGCAAAAUGGCACUCCUUCUGUGGAUCGGCCUGUCGCUGCUGGCCUCCGCCCAGUCCAGCGCGGUCAAGAACUGCCACCCUGGCUGCCGCUGUGAGGUGGAAAGCUUUGGCCUGUUCGACAGCUUCAGUCUGACAAGGGUGGACUGCCGAGGGUUGGGACCCGGCACCACCAUGCCCAUCCCCAUCCCACUGGACACUGCCCACCUAGACCUGUCCUCCAACGCCAUGGGCCCACUCAGUGACACCAUGUUAGCCGGUCCAGGCUACACCACCCUCAUUAGCUUGGACCUAAGCAGCAACCUUAUAACAAAGGUAACACCCAGUGCUUUGUCCAAGCUGCGCUACCUGGAGACUUUGGAUCUGAGCCAUAACAACCUGGAGAGCCUCUUCCCAACCUGCUUCUCCGGCCUCCCACUGGCUGAAGUUGACCUCAGCCACAACAGCUUCAGAGAGUUCGACUUGGACGUGUUCACUACUAAAGUCAAUGGUGAACCUGUCAGCGUUGAUCUAUCUCAUAACAAGCUCGUGUCAGUCUCCACGACUUUGCGUGGAAGAGUGUUACACAUUCAAAGCUUAAAUCUGUCAGCGAACUGGCUGUCGAGCGUACCGAGGCUUGCGGGACUUCCGCUGAGGUAUCUCAAUUUGGAUGGUAACCCCAUCGCACAGAUCAAGGAGGGAGCUUUUGCUCAGCUGAAAGAUCUGGUUUAUUUAUCAAUCAGUGGGCUCCCUGAGCUUCAGGAGAUCGAACCAAACAGCUUCAAGGGCCUCCAGAGCCUGCAGGUUCUGGAUCUCUCAAACAACCCCAAGCUCAAGACCUUAAGCCCUGUGGUUUUCAGUGGACUAGACUCCCUGCAAGAGCUGAAUUUGUCCGGCUCUGGUGUGGCGUCUUUGCCAAAUAACAUACUGACCCACCUGCCCAGUAUUAAGAGUAUUACACUGGGACGAAGCAUCCACUGCUGGAGGACCCAGAAACAGGGGCAGUUUCACCGGCAGCUGGGGCAGGUCCAACACAAUGAGGUGCUGAACUGUAAUGUGGAGGGCAUUGUGUUGUGAAACAGUGCCUGUGGAAAUGGACCACUCCUAAAGGGGCCAGUAUCCUCCAUCAUAAGUGCUUGCUGGAUGUGCCAAUAGCUUCGGAAACCCCUUCCUACCCACACCUUUCAAAUGUCGGAUAUAACCAUAAACACUUGAUUCCCACCAUGGUAAGAGAACACAUCAUACAACCGAGUUCUGACAGGGAAUACCCUGGCCCUUACAAUCCAGAUGCCAGAGCUGUGCCUUAUCUGCUUUCAUAUGCAAAACACUUUUUUAUGUAACUUUCAUUCAGUUACCUGCAUUCCAAGGUGAACCUUUGGAAUACGUCUUAAAGGUUUAAAGUAACCCUCAUGGACUCUUGACUGAAGUAUCAUAAAUGCAGUACCUAAAAACAAAAUAUACAAAAAAAGACAAAAUGUACAGCAGUCUUCAUAGCACAGAUCCGUUUGUUUCACAUCUUAACAUGUAGCCUAAACUGGUAGAGAACCUUUCAUGAAUCCAAAAAUUUCAGUAAUGUUUGUACGUUAUGUACUUCAUUUCAAGUGGGACCAUUUUAAGAGUUAUUUGCACUUAUUCCAGUCGUGGUAUUUUUUAGAUAAUGCACUCACACAUGGCCUAAAUGUCAUCCAGUGGAAUACAAAACCUUCUAUGCAUUGCUCAUAAAACCCACACUGAAGAAUAUUUUACUGUUGACCACUAAGAAUUUUAUUUGACUUUGAAUGUGAUGCUUUGUUGGAAUGAUUAAAGGGACGAUUUAGCUUUCUAGCCCAGAGUUAGAUGAGGAGAUUGAAACCACUCAUGUCUGUUUGUUCAAUAUGAAGCUACAGCUGGCAGAUGGUUAGCUUCGCUUAGCACAGACUGGAAACGGGGAAACAGCUGGCCUGGCUCUGUCAGAAAGUUCUCAGAAGCUCACUAAUCAGCACAUUGUGUUUUCUACAGAUAAAAGAAAUGAGAUUUGACAUGUCAGAUAGGUAGAUUUUACCUUCAGACAGAGCAUUGCUGGCUGUUUCUUGUCUUAAUGCUAAGCUAAGCUAACCAGCUGCUGGCUGUAGCUGUAUAUUUACCCAUACAGACAUGACAGUGGAAUCAAUCUUCUUUUCUAACUCCUGACAAGAAAGUGAAUGUGCGUAUUUCCCAAAAAUAUUGAACUGUACAUCCAAGAACCAGAAUUCUUUUAUUAAGCGUGGUUUUGGGAAGCUUACAGUUAUGUUUGUAACUGUCGAGGGUUGAAGAUCUUUUCUUGUUACACCCACAAAUGACCAUUUGAUUACUUGAAUUUUUUUCUAUGUCCACCAGCCCAAAUCUGACAUUUUGUCCAUUAUGUUUGGAUGAUUUACCGUCAUAAUGACAGUAAGUUUGGUGCACAGCCUUUGCAAAGUAGGUCAGCAGCCUUUGACAUUGUUUUGUCUGUUUGACAUUACACAACAGGACUAAACAAGCUGUGACUGCGGUCAAAUCAGUCUCCAGCCAACCAAAAUGCUUGUUUGAAGCAGAAUUGACCAGUGAAGUAUGACAAUUCGCACAUAAUUGGUAAUGAAGUAAUGUCGCUUUCUGUUGAUGUUUAAAUGCGAGCUGCACUGUGCUGUAAUCUUUAAUGUCACCUUCCCAUCUCUGUGGUAUUUCUGUGGACCUAAGAGGAUGAUAAGCCUCAAGACUGCAUACUAGAGUUUAUGAAUGUCAGCGAUCUGUGAAGGUUCGGGGCCUUUAUUGUUAAGAUUUUGAGAUUUUAAAGGAAAUCCACCUUUUCAGUUGGUUAAUUGAAAGUCAGAUGUCUUGGUGUAGAGGUUUAUAUUUGUAUGUAUGUAACUAUAUUGUAUAUAACUUUAUAUAUAUGAAUCAUAUGUGUAAUAAAUUGACUCUUCUAACUCUUUGAA
Messenger RNA from Epinephelus lanceolatus (giant grouper), 6624 nucleotides. It is a transcript of the gene tsku, whose product is annotated as tsukushi small leucine rich proteoglycan homolog (Xenopus laevis). NCBI's taxonomy places the organism in Eukaryota, Metazoa, Chordata, Actinopteri, Perciformes, Serranidae. The record is from RefSeq and is a predicted model, not a curated record. Gene Ontology annotation, molecular function: protein binding.